AUGAGGCAUCUCAUGAUCCGUCACGUACAGACAGUGCACAGGCAGCACAGGCCCUUCCAAUGCAAGCUGUGCACAUAUGCCACAGCCUACCGACAUCACCUCCGGCGGCAUGCAGAGAAGCACAAGAACCCUAACUUCAGGUGCCGGUACCGCAAGCUGAUGAAGAAGGGGGGACUGGCAAACUGCGGAAGCCAGCAACCGUGUCAUCUGCAAGAUCUGUGGAAGGGAGUUGCAAAACAAGAAGACCUCCGCAGCCACUGCAUCAAGGUUCACAACAGAAUACCCGGUGGCAAGAAUCUACAAUAUGUCCAGGAUGAUUUCAGCAGUGGCGAGAUAAAGCCUGGGACAAGAUAUCAGCCAUCUUACUCCAUUAUUGUGGAGGAUGUUGCACCAGCACAGAUUGAGAAGAUGUACGAAUGCUCAGUCUGCUCAUUUAAGUUCAAGCGUCGCAGCGAUCUGAACCAGCACAUGGCGCAGGGUCACGUCGAGGCGCAGGCCAGCCUGCCAUGCCAGUGUCCCCAGUGUGGGUUGGUGACGGGCAGCGGUCAGCUGCAGCACCACAUGCUGGUACAUCAGGAGGAGAACCUUUUCCAGUGCGAGGAGGAAGGCUGCGACUUCAAGACGGCCCAAGCAGUUCACCUACAGCGCCACCAGAACAAGCAUGCUGCUGAGCGUGAUGUUCUGAUCACCUGCCGUUACUGUCAUGUCAAGUUCCCUGAUGCUAGCAGUCUCCAGAUACACAAUGUCCAGGUCCACAGUGAGCGGACCAACACCAUAGGCACUCGGACCCCCUUCCUGUGCUCCCUCUGCCCCUUCACCAGCACUAACGAGAAAGAUGCCAACCGCCACUUCAAACUGCACAACUACAACUGGCCUUUAAGUGCGAGUACUGUGUCUUCUCAUCCUCCACUGCCUCUGCCAUCGCCACCCACCAAAAGAUUCACCGGUACCUCGACGCAACCCUCCACGACAUUGGUGUCGAAGAAGGCCUCCCAGCAACAACGCCAACGAAUUACAUCCAGCACCUCGGUGAAAUCGGGAGACAAUCAGAACAGUCCUGUUGUAGGCAUCAUCCCAGAAAGGCACGCCCCAAGCAUGUCUUUGUCAGCAACAAGGGAAAGAAGCUGUACGAGUGUCGGUAUUGUCAGAGGUUCUUUGAUGUUGCUGAGGCGUGGCAGCGGCAUGAACUCCGACACAUGA
Messenger RNA from Strongylocentrotus purpuratus (purple sea urchin), 1200 nucleotides. RefSeq names its product zinc finger protein 59-like. The transcript has a single exon. Gene Ontology annotation, cellular component: nucleus. The record is from RefSeq and is a predicted model, not a curated record. Lineage: Eukaryota; Metazoa; Echinodermata; Echinoidea; Camarodonta; Strongylocentrotidae. Gene Ontology annotation, molecular function: DNA-binding transcription factor activity, RNA polymerase II-specific; RNA polymerase II transcription regulatory region sequence-specific DNA binding. Gene Ontology annotation, biological process: regulation of transcription by RNA polymerase II. Bases 1 to 1200 code for a protein of 399 amino acids.